AUUGGCUUCCUCUUCUCUCUCAUACAGGAAGAAGAAACUUCAACUCAGAAAACUUUUCAACUGAUCCGCACAGGGAACCCAAUCCCCCCGCCCCCACCCUUCACCACCAUCCCAUCCCCGGGGAGAACGAGGCGUGGUGGUCCGCACAGCUGACACCUGAGGCCUGCGUGUCGAAUAUCGGGGAACACACACACAGACAAUGAUUCUACUCUUCCUCACCUCCAUCUCCGUGUAUCCAGAAUUAGUGGGCUUUACUGCAGAUUACUAUGAUCCCGACUACAAGGAUAAAACUGCUGGCGGGAAGAUGGAGGCAAAGAAAAGCGCAGGUGAAGUGAAGAACUACAACUUGUGGCCGGAGGCACAAUGUAACCCCCUGAACCUGGACUUCAUGUUCAACGCAUUUGAUGACCAGUACAAAGGCUGUGAAGACGUCCUAGAGACCCAUGUGAUGCCGAAAAUCCUAACCCUUGAGAAGUCCAUAAACUUAGCAUUUGGCGCCGCGUGGAACCGCGCAGAGGAACAAUGGAAUAGGUUGAAGCCAAAACUUCGUAUUCCUCCUGGCUUUCAGGAUGAAUUUGGGGUUGCCAUCACUGUCUACACCACAGAUUGGCCAGAAGGUGACCCCAUCUACAAAGCCUUCAAUCGGAAUGUCAGCUUGGCGGGGAAAUCCCGAGAAGACUACAUGCUGAUCUUCCACUAUAAGGCCCUACACUUCUACAUCACCAGGGCUCUGCAGCUCAUGAAGAAGAACUCUAGAAAGCGGCACACGGCCUACCGGGGUACGGACAAGACGUUUGAGGUGUCUGAGACUUUUCUGAGGUUUGGGAGGUUCACCUCUUCCUCCUUGAACAUCGAAGUGGCUAAAGCCUAUCAUGGAGGACUCUUCUUCGAAAUCACAACUUGCUUUGGAGUUGACAUCCAUAAAAUCUCUUCUUAUCCCAAAGAGCAGGAAGUAUUGAUCCCGGUGGCUGAGAAGUUCCAUUACGUGAAGAAGGAAGGAAGCUUCUAUAUCCUGAACAGUACCUGUGAAUUGUGCAGCUACUUCAACUGUGCUUAUCUAGGAGAAGAGAAGUGGAGCUCGGCCGUGUGUAGUUCUGUUGUCUGAAUAGUGGUCCGAAACUGAUUCUGGAAACUUUUUCUAACCUUGCCCGGGCACCACGUUGAGUCACAGAAAGAUGGCAGAUCUCCUGGACUGAGCCCAGAAGCAGGAGAAGGAUGUCUCUUCAUUGGCUUGGAUUCUUGAAGUACAGUCGGCGUUGGGUUUGCUGGGCCUGGCUGCACCAGGACACAGACCAAGCUUUAAAAAAAA
This is a messenger RNA of Rana temporaria (common frog), 1309 nucleotides long. Its product is annotated as ecto-ADP-ribosyltransferase 5-like. The transcript has 6 exons. NCBI's taxonomy places the organism in Eukaryota, Metazoa, Chordata, Amphibia, Anura, Ranidae. The coding region runs from base 200 to 1105 and encodes 301 amino acids. Gene Ontology annotation, molecular function: NAD+-protein-arginine ADP-ribosyltransferase activity; NAD+ poly-ADP-ribosyltransferase activity. The record is from RefSeq and is a predicted model, not a curated record.